AUGUACUAUGACCCGCUGGUAGCGCUAGCCAACCUGUCCCCUGUGGAAAAGCUGAGCGACGAAACCUCUAAAAAAAAGUCCAGGUGGGGAAACAGCUCAGCAAGGACCAAUGUAGAAAACAAAGUAGUGCCAAGCAAAUGGGGACCAGAAGAAACCAAGCCGUAUUUACCUCUGCCUUUUGUGGACUUACCCCCAGGGUUAACUCCAUCCCAACUUGACCAGUUCCUGCGUGAACAGAGAUACGACGAAUUGACAAAGAAGCUAAAUAAAGGAGAGUUGGAAUAUGUGGACCCAGAUAUUCGACCACCAUCUCCACCUCCUAUAUAUGAUAAAAAUGGAAGUAGAAUAAAUACAAGAGAAGCAAGAGUAAGGAAUUGCAUGAUCGAGGAGUACCACCGGUUGGUGGAAUAUCUGUUAAAACAUGUAGAUGGGUUCGUAGCCCCUCCAAAUUAUAAGCCAAUUAAAAAAGUAAGAAAAAUUGAAAUACCAAUUGACAAAUAUCCUGAAUAUAAUUUCAUGGGGUUAAUUAUUGGGCCUAGGGGUUGCAACCAUAAGAGGUUGGAGGCAGAGAGUGGUGCACAAAUAAGCAUCCGUGGUAAGGGUACUGUUAAAGAAGGGAAAAAAACAGACCACCAAACAGAAAUUGAAGCUAAUAUGCCUAAGCAUGUACACAUAUCUGCUGAUAGUGAAGAAUGUGUUGAGAAGGCCGUUAGUUUAAUUACCCCAUUAUUGGAUCCGUUCCACCCACUACAUGAUGAGUAUAAGAAAAAGGGACUAGAACAAUUGGCACUUGUGAAUGGCAUUAACAUAAAUCAGUUAGAUGUACAACGGUGUUCCAUGUGUAACUCUAGUUCGCACAUGACUUUCGAGUGCCCGGAAAAUAUGAAUCUUCAAAAUUUUAAGAAACCAGAAAUUAAAUGUAACCUCUGUGGGGACCAUGGGCACAUAACACUUGACUGCAAGUUAGCUAAGCAUAAUAAUGGGAGCACUGAUUUGGACCACUCGCCUGAAAAGGGUAGUGCCUCCGGUAACAAUGGCAUAGUGGGAAAUAUUCCCGCACCUCCCUCCGGCAUGCCACCACCACCAUAUGAUAAACCCAGAGGGGUCAUGCCUUAUGGACAAACGUCCAGGACAGAAAAAAUAAAAAUCGACUUGGAAUACCAACGAAUGAUGAACGAACUGAACCCAGAUAAGGAAAGCGGAGAUCACUCCACUGCUAAGGAUUUGAUUAAAAAUGGAAAUGAAGGUAUGUAUGGUACGGGUGCCAAUGGUACUAGUGAUUUCCCUCCCGCAUCAGGCAGCCUCAGCACAUUAGGGGAUAUGCAUAUGGAUUCGUUGAGCAACCCUAGUGGCCCUAAUUUUACAGAUCUGAGUACCAUUUUCCCAGGAAGCAGCGGAAACGGAAAAGGUACCCGAGGGGGGAGAGGCGGAAGGGGUAGUAAGAAUAAUAAAAAUUAUAAUAACGGGGUUAUGCCUCCUCCAAUAAAUAGUAAAAAUAAAAACAACCCAAAUUUUAUCCCCUUGGGGAAGAGUACCAAUGCCUUUUCAGAUGAGCUAAUGAAUGCAAAUGCGUCAUCCAGCUUUUACGACUCUCACUCGAAAAGUGGGAGAAGCAGUUCACAAAAGAAUUCUAACAAUAAGAAUUUUAAUACACCAGGAUCGAAUUAUCAAAAUGCGAAUAACAUUCCUUUAAAUGCUCCCCUCCCUAUGUUACCCAAUUUUUUUAAUUUUCCUUUUAUGAAUAAUGGUAUGGUACAAGGUGGUGCUGUGCCUUUCCCCAGUGGUCAGCAGAUGGCUCCUGGCCAGCAGCUACCCAUGGACCCACUUUUCAUGCAGAGUUUUCCGGGUUGGCCGCAAAUGCCCAUGGGCUUCUCGGAAGACAUGCUAGCGCACGCGUCUGCGCCUGACACGAACCCGCCCCCCUUGCCAUCAGAAGGUGUGAACAACGAGGACAGCGCAAAUGUUACAUGA
Molecule: messenger RNA, 1971 nt
Organism: Plasmodium fragile
Lineage: Eukaryota; Apicomplexa; Aconoidasida; Haemosporida; Plasmodiidae
Exons: 2
Coding region: 1-1971 (656 amino acids)
Biological process (GO): regulation of mRNA splicing, via spliceosome
Cellular component (GO): nucleus
Molecular function (GO): mRNA binding; zinc ion binding
Source: RefSeq, a predicted model, not a curated record